UAGCGUCCCUCGGUUGUCAGUGUUAGAUAGGUUCCCAACUGAGACCCCGAAGCCGGGGCCAGGCAGGAGAAGAGGGGCCUUCUUCCUUUUUCUCUUCUUCUCUCUGCAAGCCCUUCCCGCUCCCUCCUUCUCGCACCCAAUUGUUUCGUUGUCCUUAAUUACGAGUUUGACCGUGAAUCACUCUCUCUCGCGCGCGCGUUGGGGUUGAUGGUGGGCGUAGCAGAGGAAGCGGAGCUUAAUAGGCUCGAGAACCAGGUGGAUAAUGGGGGAGGAGGCGCCUGGGAGUACCUCACUCUGGUCAGAAAGUUAAAACUGAGGCGGUCGGAGAAGGUCCUCAAGCAUGGUCUUGCCAUCUUGGACGAUCCCAAAAGUCGAUCCAAACUCGGAACAGAAGAAUGGACUCUUUAUGAGCAGGUUGCUAUUGCAGCCAUGGAUUGUCAGAGCCUUGAUGUUGCAAAGGAUUGCAUCAAGACUCUCUCAAAGAGAUUUCCAGGAAGUAACAGGGUUGGGAGGUUGGAGGCCAUGCUGUUAGAGGCAAAAGGGUCUUGGUCGGAUGCAGAAAAAGCUUACACACGACUCCUGGAGGAUAGUCCACUUGACCAAGUAAUUCACAAAAGAAGGGUUGCAAUGGCAAAGGCCCAAGGGAACAUUUCUGGAGCUGUUGAGUGUCUCAACAAGUACCUUGAAAUAUUCAUGGCGGAUCAUGAUGCUUGGAGGGAGCUUGGAGAAAUAUAUGUUUCAUUACAAAUGUACAAACAGGCAGCCUUCUGUUAUGAAGAACUGAUACUGUGCCAGCCAACCGUUCCUUUGUAUCAUUUGGCAUAUGCAGAGGUACUUUACACGCUAGGUGGUCUGGAAAAUCUCAUUACUGCUAAGAAAUAUUAUGCCUCCACCAUAGACUUGACUGGAGGAAAGAAUGCUAGAGCUCUUUUUGGGAUUUGCUUGUGUAGUCACGCCAUUAGUCAGCUGGCAAAGGGACGGAACAAGGAAGAAAAGGAAGGUUCAGAGCUGCAGUCUCUUGCUGCGCAGGCCUUGGUGAAGGACCACAAGCAGAAGGCACCCACAAAACUACCUCUUGUGUCCUCCAUGCUUAAAAAUAUGAAACUCUUAUCCUGAUACCAAUUUUUCCUAUGCCCCUAUUUUGUACCUUCUGAUUUUGGAUUUCGAAAUGAUCACAUGAAAAUUAGAAUGUUGUUUCUUAGAUGGGCUUUAGGAUCAUUGGGUUAUGGGACAGCAGAAUAAUUGUAGUUUCCAUUGUGACCAGAAAUUUUCCCGUCAAGGGAAACAUACUUUUUGAUUCAUUAUGUAUUUUCUUAAUUUUAUGAUAAUCUAGAAAGAAAAAUUUUGUGUGUCGAUUUA
This is a messenger RNA of Nymphaea colorata (pocket water lily), 1359 nucleotides long. RefSeq lists its product as uncharacterized. Lineage: Eukaryota; Viridiplantae; Streptophyta; Magnoliopsida; Nymphaeales; Nymphaeaceae. Gene Ontology annotation, molecular function: protein binding. Gene Ontology annotation, cellular component: EMC complex. The transcript is spliced from 9 exons. The coding region runs from base 208 to 1116 and encodes 302 amino acids. Gene Ontology annotation, biological process: protein folding in endoplasmic reticulum. The record is from RefSeq and is a predicted model, not a curated record.